This is a messenger RNA of Cynara cardunculus var. scolymus (artichoke), 921 nucleotides long. RefSeq lists its product as uncharacterized. The record is from RefSeq and is a predicted model, not a curated record. NCBI's taxonomy places the organism in Eukaryota, Viridiplantae, Streptophyta, Magnoliopsida, Asterales, Asteraceae. Gene Ontology annotation, biological process: mitotic G2 DNA damage checkpoint signaling. Gene Ontology annotation, cellular component: nucleus. Bases 1 to 921 code for a protein of 306 amino acids. Gene Ontology annotation, molecular function: chromatin binding. The transcript has 4 exons.
AUGUCCACCGUCUUCAUCGCCGUUCAAUGCUUCCAAUGCUCAACCAUGCAGGUGAAGCAGAGGAAGAAAAGUAGCAACAAAUGGAGCUGCGUAAUCUGCAACGAGAAACAGUCGGUUCGGAAGGUGUUUUCCCAGGGAUUCAUGGCUAAAGAUGUUCGAAAAUUCGUACAGAGCUUUAACAUGUCACGACAAUUCGUCGAACAACAGCAGGAGCUGCCAGAAGAAGCCCUCGUUCAAGAACAAAUUGAGACUCAGCCGAAUAGAAAGCGCACCGAUUGGAGUGAGUACAUCGACUCUGACAUCAACGAUGUUGGAGUCUCUGAUGAUGAAGGGGAUUUGUGUGAACCAAAUGUGGUAACGGAGCUGCCAAAACCUUUGUUUAAGAAGCCAAAAUUGAGUUAUAAUUACUCUGAGGCUGGAUUAGAUAGUGAAGAUGGUGAAAGACUUCGGAAGCCAGUUUUUGGGAAGAGAAUCACCAAGAGGAAAAUUAACAAUCCAGAUAAGGAGCCAAGAAUAACUAAAAGGGUCGGUGAAUAUAAACUUAAUCAUGAGUAUGUGGAUAAAGAGAUGGGAGGAUCUUCGAAAUGGAGAGAGAACUCCAAAAUCCAACGUGAUGAUAACGUUAACGAUGGCUCUGCAUACGAAAGAUCAAGUUCAAUGAUGACUAAAGUCAGGAGGCCAAUUUCAGAGCGGAAUGCAUGCCAAAAUGAUGGCGAUAAUGUUGAUCAUGGUUUCACAUACACUGGAUCAAGUUCAGUGAUGACAAAACUGAAGAAACCAGUUUCUAAAUGGAAUGAGUUCAUUGAUGAUGGUGAUGAGUUGCAGCUUGAAAGCAGAUGUCAAGAGAUCAAUCAUGGUGCAUUUGAGACAAAGGUAAGUGAUGAGAUUGUAGAAGAUGAUGUCCAUCCUGAUUUCUUGUGA